UGAAGACGAUUGGCUCGCUCCUUUGACUGGCUUCAUGUUUUGGCCAAUGGUAGGGCAGCACAGGGAUCGCUCUAGAUCCAGCCACCAGAACUCUUCAUUGAGAAAAGUCCACAGGCGAGUUCUUAUCCAAGGAACUACGUGGGGAUGUGGGGGAGGAAAUCUGCGUUGAGUUUAUUUUACACUGCCAAGACACUUCACUAAUCAAAGUGAAGACUCCUGCAACAUGGACGGCUUUUAUGACCAAGAGGUUCCUUUUGUCGUCCCUGAGAGUAAAUGUCACAUAGAAGAAGCAGAGAAAUGUCUCAGCGACAGGAAAAGGAAGUUCAUGGACAGAGAGCUGGCUCAGGACACAGAGGAGCUUUUUCAAGAUCUGAGCCAGCUCCAAGAAAUAUGGAUCGCAGAAGCUCAGGUUGCAGAUGAUGAGCAGUUUGUCCCAGAUUUCCAGUCCAAUAACUUGAUGUUUCACAGUCCACCAGUCUGCAAAGUGAAGCGGGAGCUCAGUCCGUCCAAAGACCUGUCGCCCUGCAGAACGCCUCGAGCUGACCUGUGUCUUUAUAGUUACAGUGCCCAUGACAACAAGCCGGCUCUGACUCCAGCCUCCACACCUGCAGCACAGUGUGGCACCCCCUGUCCUACUGGACCUCCACCCUUACAGAAGCAGUUACAGCUGUCUACCCCCCAGCUGACCAGUAACUGUCCCUCAAGCAAUGUUUCUGCCCUGAGCCCCUCCCACCACCACAGCCUCCCACCCGCCAACCAGAGCCAGCAGUUUGCUCUGCCACGCCCCCCCAUCAGCUGCCCCAAUGCACCUUUCGGCACAGUACAAAGCAGGGUUCAGCGGCAGCUGUCUGAGCCCUGUCUGGCUUUUCUCCCUCCGGAGAAAACACCAAGCUCUCCAUACCACCCCUCGAGCUGUGACAGGCGCCCACUGUACCAGCGCCACCUUUCAGAGCCUCUGGUUCCCCACAGCCCUCGAGGUUUCAAGCAGGAGUUGGUGGACCCUCGAUACCCAGAGCCAGGACCACCUGGUCCAGGACUGGCUCGGUUCCAGACCACGUUCAACCAUGUCACAAUCAAACAAGAGCCAAGAGACUUUGGUUUUGACACAGAGGUACAAACCUGCCAAUCAUCAUUUGGGAAGACUCCAGUCUUGUACCAGCAUAGCAGUAUUGGAUUUGGUCAGGGCAGGGAGCCACAUUUGUACUACGAUGACACUUGUGUUGUGCCAGAAAGACUGGAAGGGAAAGUGCAGCAAGAGGGGUUGCCCUACCAGCGCCGCGGCUCCCUGCAGCUCUGGCAGUUCCUGCUCACUCUGCUGGACAACCCUGCUAACGGACACCUGAUCGUGUGGACGGGACACAACAUGGAGUUUAAACUCAUCGACCCUGAAGAGGUGGCUCGGCUGUGGGGGAUCCAGAAGAAUCGACCGGCCAUGAACUAUGACAAGCUGAGCCGCUCGCUGAGGUACUACUACGAGAAGGGCAUCAUGCAGAAGGUGGCUGGGGAAAGGUACGUCUACAAGUUUGUGUGCAACCGCGAAGCGCUUUUCUCUAUGGCUUUCCCAGACAACCAGCGGCCUAGUUUGAAGGCCGACCCAGAUGCGCCCCUGCCCCCCGGCAAGGACGACAUUCUCCCGCUGCCCAGCUACGAGGAGGAGGGUCCGUACCUGACUGACAGAGGGGAGCAGUGCGUCCAGGGACUGGCUUUCCUCGACGGCUACUCAGUCUAGACCAGGAGGAAACGAGGAGCCUGAACUUAAUGAGCUGUGUUUGAGAUGUUCAGUGUGUAUCCCCACAAUAUGUGUCACAGCAGAGAUGAUGUAGGUAAUGAUCUCUUCUGCCAAAAGGUUUGAUUGCAACAGUUCAGCUCUCUGCUGUAGCAGAAAUGCAGUUCUGUGUCCAAAUUUCCUGCACAUCUGGUUUGGUUGUAUGUGUCCUGCCAUGGGAUUAGGGCCAGUGGUAGCUAAAAACGGGAGAUUUGGAGAAUAAAACAUUCUGAGGUAACAUAAUUUUACUCGAGCAUUUAAGAGAAAAGUCAUUAUUAGAUUGUUAUAAUAUUACAAAAAUAAUAAUUACAUCAGAGAAAACACAUGUAAUUUUACAAGAAAAAUCAAGUUGUACAAUAAUGCGACACAAGCAUCAGACGGUUUUCUUAUACAUUUUUUAAACUCAGUAAUACAAAUGUUCCUCAAUAUUACACCUCUUUGUCAUAAAACCACAACUCUGCUCAAAUAUCUUACUAUUAAUAUUAUGACUUUUCUCUUAAAAUAUUCAAAUAUUAUUCUAAAAUCUCCAUUUCCCCCCCUCACAGUGGCACUAAUGCUUGGUUGUAUUUGUGUAGCUGUGGUCCUCGAGCACGUGAACUCUGGGAUCUGUUUCAACCAAAAAGUAUCUCGAAGCCAUGGCGUUCCUCUAGUCGCUCACUCGGACCUGCUUUUGGGAUGAGCCCUGCUUGAAGGGGACACGUAUUUUCCAGAUGUUAGAGUCCUCCUAUGAACAUGUAUAUUGAAAUGUCUUUUGUGUACUUGUUUUCAAAACUAAUACUUUUGGCAUUACAGGGACAUGUGAGUUUUUCCUAUAACUGUUUUAUGGUAAAGGUACAGCUACUAUUUUUGAUUCUGUAAUACUGACACUCUGAUGGUAAUAAUAUGGAUGGACUUUCUUAUUAACAGCUCACCAGUUAUCGUACCGAUAGAGUUUUCUGCAUUUUGUAUAGUUGAUUUGCUUCGAUGUGUAGAAAAGGUGUAUAAUUAUACUGUAUAUGAAUAUAUUUUUGCAAAAGGCUGCAUACGCUUGAAGUUGUACUAUGAGCUGCAGAGUUUAGCCUACUAAUGUACUGCAUCGGUUUCAGCCUUUGAUCCUGCAGAUAGAAACUGGAUGUUCUGGUUUGCUAGAUGGUUGAGGAGGCUGGAGGUGUGACGUCCACCCUCAGAUACUGGAUGUGUGCCUUCUGCUGAACUUUACUGAUACAAUAAACUAUUUUACUCUUU
Molecule: messenger RNA, 2989 nt
Organism: Monopterus albus (swamp eel)
Lineage: Eukaryota; Metazoa; Chordata; Actinopteri; Synbranchiformes; Synbranchidae
Product: ETS translocation variant 5-like
Exons: 13
Coding region: 224-1729 (501 amino acids)
Biological process (GO): cell differentiation; regulation of transcription by RNA polymerase II
Cellular component (GO): nucleus
Molecular function (GO): DNA-binding transcription factor activity, RNA polymerase II-specific; sequence-specific DNA binding
Source: RefSeq, a predicted model, not a curated record